Spizellomyces punctatus DAOM BR117 is the source of this 2477-nucleotide messenger RNA. RefSeq names its product apyrase. Gene Ontology annotation, molecular function: nucleoside diphosphate phosphatase activity. Bases 168 to 2477 code for a protein of 769 amino acids. The transcript has 2 exons. The record is from RefSeq and is a predicted model, not a curated record. Gene Ontology annotation, biological process: nucleoside diphosphate catabolic process. NCBI's taxonomy places the organism in Eukaryota, Fungi, Chytridiomycota, Chytridiomycetes, Spizellomycetales, Spizellomycetaceae. Gene Ontology annotation, cellular component: membrane.
CCAUCGGUUGCUUGUCACCUCCUAUCCUGCCGCUUUUGUUUUCGUUUUUUUUUGUAUUUUUUUUUCAGUAUUUUUCAACACUUGUAUAUUGACAACGUGGCAACAAGCGGUAGUGGACGGAGGAAGAUAAGCCGCCCCUCAGCCGCAUCGUUUUCUAUUUACAGUACAUGCAACGCACCGGAUCAGUAGAACGUUCACGAGGCCUCCUCCGCAGCGACUCCAACGUCAUUGUGCGCACGUCCUCCUCUCCCUCCCGUCUAAACCCUGAUCCCCGCCCAGAUACUGCCUAUUCGACUUCAAUAACCUCGAAACUCUCCACCGCGUCCAAUUCACCGAUAUUCAGUCCGAGUUCUUCGCCGCCUCGAUCUCUGCGAGAGAGUGGGCGAAGUAAUAGUUUGCCAUUGUUGGAGACGGCUAGAAAUCUGGCGGGGUCUUUACCUCCAUUGUAUGCUGAGCAAAAUGAAAAAGUUUUCUUGACGCAUUGCUGGGUUGUUUUAAGGCAUUGGGGACUGGGAGGACGAAGAGUCAAUCGACUGGUGCUUCUUGCGUUAUUCUUCCUUCUGGUGAUACUGGUGAUUGCCUAUACGGGUUACUUACCUCCUACGCAUAUGGGAUUUUCUGAUCAACCUCCUACUACAUCCUCGGAUCCCGAUGCGGCGGUCUUGAAUCUCGAAACGGGGUUUACGCCUAUUGAAUCGCAAGACCAAGAUGCAGAUCUGCCGCUAUCCGACUGGUCGCGAUAUCGACAGUACGGAAUCGUCAUCGAUGCUGGGAGCUCCGGGUCAAGGGUCCAGGUCUAUUCGUGGAUAGAUCCAAUGCAUAUUCGCCAAUUAGCAGAGAAAGCAACCAAACACGAGAGAGAGAAAAUGCUGAGGCGCCUAUCCGUAAUUGAAAAAGGCGAUGAAAACGGCGAGAGAUGGCAGUUUAAGGAGGAUCCAGGCAUAUCUAGCUUUGCAGACACGCCCGAUCAAGUUGGGAGACAUUUGAAGCCGCUUCUUGACUUUGCCUCGUCUGUCGUGCCCACUCGAAAACAUGCUAGUACCCCCAUAUAUCUGCUCGCCACGGCCGGUAUGCGUCUCAUCUCCCCAACGGCUCGUACCGCUAUCCUCAGUCAUACUUGCGAAUACGUGCGAUCCCACUACCCAUUUGCCACAAAUGGUGGAUGCGAUCUCCAUUUCCGCGUCAUUUCCGGCGAAUUAGAAGGAAUCUACGGUUGGAUUACUGUCAAUUACUUAAAGAACGGAUUCGGCGGCACAUCUACGCGGAAGAGAAAACACACUUUUGGAUUCCUGGACAUGGGCGGUGCGUCGACGCAGAUUGCUUUUGAACCAACGGCGGAUAUGGCUCGUAAACAUGGUGAUGAUUUGACGGGAUUAAGAAUGAGGUUCUUGGAUGGAACUGAGUUGGCGUAUUCCGUAUUUGUGACCACGUUUCUGGGAUUUGGUAUGAAUGAGGCUAGAAGGCGGUAUUUGGAGACCUUGAUAAAAGGGAAUAGUUUGGACGAGCGGCGGUAUUCACUGCCGUAUUCACGAGCCCCCCAAGGCGCUUUGUCCGAUGGAGCAACAUCGCCCGUCAUAAUUCCCGAUCCCUGCCUUCCUCUGAAUCUCCUCCUUAAUGACACAUCCCACGUUCCCCACGACACUAAACCGCUGCUCCUAAAAGGCACAGGGGCGUUCUCAACCUGCCUGGAAGCCCAGAUCCCUCUCCUGAACAAAUCGCUACCGUGUCCUGACAUCCCAUGCCUAUUUAAUGGCGUGCACGCCCCUAUAUCCGAUGCUCUGCAUUUUCUGGGUGUGUCAGAAUACUGGUACACUUCAUCCCAAGUGUACGGUCUAGGGGGUGCAUAUAACCAUUCGAUUUUCUAUCGUACUACCGAAACCUUUUGUUCGCAACCUUGGGAAGAUAUCGAGAGGAUGCAUGCGGAAGGGGCUUUUCCUCAAGUUUCUGAUUUGGAUCGGUUAAGACUGCAAUGCUUCAAGAGUGCGUGGAUCAUGAAUGUUUUGCAUGAGGGACUGGGUGUGCCGAGAGAUAGAGUGCGAGUUCCUGGGGAUGAGGAUGAGGAUGGGAAAGGAGUCGAUGUGGAGGGGGAGGGGGCAUCCAACUUUGAAAGCGUGGACCAGAUUGGCAACUUUGGGGUGUCGUGGACGUUGGGUGCUGUCCUUUUACAUGUGGCUGCAACUGUCCCCAGAUCACCACAAGAUACGCUGGGCACUGGAAAAUUUGGAAUGGGCUUAGUACUGGGUGCAGUAGUGGUGGGUGUAUUGAGUGUCAUAUAUAUUCGUGUUCGUCGAAAAAGACGGCGGGGUGGCUACGGCGCCCUUGGAACGAAUACUGGGCAGGAACCCGAUAUUCGCAUGUGGGGAGUAGAUAGAUUGGCGGAAGAGGGUGGGAUUGAUAUUAUUUUGGAGGAUGUGGCUGGGGAGUCGGUUGGGGAGCCGUUGGAGCCGUGGCAAGAUAACGCGCGGCUGCCGCCGUGA